AUGGCAUCAUCACAAUCACCCCAACAUUCCUAUUUCACAUCCAUAUAUAUACAGCCACAAAAACCCUUAUUUUGUAUAUCCUCACACACACACACACCCCCAAAAAGCAGCAGUAGCAGCAUGGAUUCACCCACAGCUCUUCUCUUUCUUCUUCUUCUUCCUCCUCUCCACUUUCUCCUCUGCAAUCUCCCCACCGUCGGAGCAGCACCGCCGGAGAAACUCUUUCGAGAAUACAUCGGAGCCGAGGGCAACAAUGUGACAUUCACGGAUGUCCCGAUCAGCCCCGCCGUUGACUUCCACUUCCUCCUCUCUUUCGCCAUCGACUACACGGACGGAUCCCACCCGACUCCCACCAACGGUGAUUUCCGAGUCUACUGGGAUACGGCCAACCUCAGCCCGUCUCAGGUGUCUGCGAUCAAGGCCAAGCAUGCAAAUGUCAGAGUAGGCAUGAGCCUUGGAGGUGACACCACAAACAGUAAACAACAAGUCUUCUUUCAUCCUACCUCAGUCAAUAGCUGGGUUGCAAAUGCCAUCCACUCCAUAACUGAUAUAGUCACAACUUACAAUUUGGAUGGAAUCGACAUCGAUUACGAGCACUUCGAUUCGGAUACCGAUACAUUCGCCGAGUGCAUCGGGAAACUUCUCUUCUACCUGAAACAGAAUAAGAUCAUCUCCUUCGCCUCCAUAGCACCGUAUGAAGAUAAGUCCGUCAAGCCGUACUAUCUAGCUCUGUGGAGAAAGUAUGGCAAUCUCAUAGACUACGUGAAUUUCCAGUUCUACGCCUAUCCAAAGGGUACCACUGUUUCUCAGUUUCUUAAGUACUUCGACGAGCAAAGCUCCAACUACAAGGGAGGCAAGGUUCUGGUCAGUUUUGGGACAGAUGGAAGCGGCGGGCUAUCCCCGAAAAACGGCUUCUUCGAGGCCUGCAGCACACUGAGCAAGCAGGGGAAGCUUCAUGGGAUUUUCAUUUGGUCUGCAGAUGACUCCAAGAAGGCUAAUUUCAAGUACGAGAAACAGUCACAAGACUUCUUAGCCACUCAGAAGUGAGGCCUAUUCGUAUUCUACUACUCACUUUUUACAGCACCAAAAAAAAAAAAAAAACAGUCACUCCUCUUUCUGAGGGGUUAUUUACUGUCACUGUAAUCCUGCCCCUUGUUUUAUUUUCUUAUUUUUUACUUGGCCUUGUGCCUCUUUGUAAGCCCAAAACUAGGUAGAAAGAUGUGAGAAGCCACUUGGAUUCUCCAUAUAUCCACUGCAUCGAGAAGAAGGGCUACAUUUUUCUCUAUCUAUGCAUAGCUACCUAUCAGUUAAUUCCUCAA
Molecule: messenger RNA, 1319 nt
Organism: Salvia miltiorrhiza (redroot sage)
Lineage: Eukaryota; Viridiplantae; Streptophyta; Magnoliopsida; Lamiales; Lamiaceae
Product: chitinase 2-like
Exons: 1
Coding region: 1-1047 (348 amino acids)
Biological process (GO): carbohydrate metabolic process
Molecular function (GO): hydrolase activity, hydrolyzing O-glycosyl compounds
Source: RefSeq, a predicted model, not a curated record